This is a messenger RNA of Emys orbicularis (European pond turtle), 2400 nucleotides long. RefSeq names its product zinc finger protein 773-like. Gene Ontology annotation, biological process: regulation of DNA-templated transcription. Bases 295 to 2400 code for a protein of 701 amino acids. The record is from RefSeq and is a predicted model, not a curated record. NCBI's taxonomy places the organism in Eukaryota, Metazoa, Chordata, Testudines, Emydidae. The transcript is spliced from 6 exons.
CCGGAACCGGGGAGGACAAAGGCAGAUCGAUACUGCGCAACCCCGCCCAGGCUCAGCACGGGACGCUGCUGCCUCCGUGUGAUCUGGGAUCCCGAGCUGAGCCACUGCUGCUUCCCCGGGUCCUCCUGUCCUUUCCCUGCUUCCUCCUGUGCCCAGCCUGCGGUGGGGGAGGGAGUUUCUCCAGCGGGAACCAGCCCCGGGCUCUGCCGACCCCAGCCCCUGUGCCGGAGACUCCAGGUGAGAGAGGCCUCGGGGACAGCGCUGGGAGCGGCAGGAAGAUCGUCUCAUCCUCCCAUGGGACACGGAAAAGAAAUGGCUGCUGUUGAGCCAGUCCAGGGGCCGGUGACCUUCGAGGAGGUGGCUGUGUAUUUCACCAAGGAGGAGUGGGCUCUGCUGGACCCUGCUCAGAGAGCCCUCUACAGAGACGUCAUGCAGGAGAAUUAUGAGAACGUGACCUCGCUGGCAGGUGACUGGAUGGUGAGUGAGAAUCAGGAGCAGAAUCCUCAACAGGCAGAUGCUAAGCAAGUGGAACUGCACAGAGCAUUAUCACAAAGAUCUAAAGGAACUGUGUCCAGGAGUCGUGAGCAGGGAAAAGUUUGUGAGAUUCAGCACAGGUCAAAGAGGCGAAACCAGCCAGGGGAGAAACUGAGUAAAUCUACAAAUAGUCCAGGAACUCACAAGCACCUCAAGGAAACCAGAGCCCAGCAAAGAAUCCCCACAGGAGAGAAAAACAACACAUGCACUGAGUGUGGGAAAAGCUUCAGUAGCCCCUCAAAGCUUAUUAGGCAUGAGAGAAUCCACACAGGAGAAAGACCCUAUACCUGUUCUGAGUGUGGGAAAAGCUUCAAUGAUAUGUCCCCCCUUAUUAGACAUGAGAGGGUCCAUAUAGGAGAAAGACCUUAUGAAUGCUGUGAGUGUAGGAAAAGCUUCACUCAGAGUUCAGCACUUAUUAGACAUCAUAGAAUCCACACAGGAGAAAGACCAUAUGAAUGCUCAGAGUGUGGGAAAAAUUUCAAUGACAACUCGCACCUUCUCAGACAUGAGAGAAUUCACUCGGGAAAAAGAGCCUAUAAAUGUUCAGUGUGGUUUCCAGUUUCCAAACUCGAUGUGAUCUCCCAGCUGGAAGAAAGGGAUGAGCCAUGGGUCUCAGAUCUCCAUGGCUCUGAAGAAAGAGAGAUCCCGAAAGGUGCCUGCACAGGUGAUGAGGGGAUGGUGAAUGAGAACAAGGAGCCGAAUCCUCAGCCAGAAGAGGCUGAGCAAGUGGAACUGCAUGGGGCAUUAGUGCAAAGAUCCCAGUUGAUUGUGUCCAGGAGUCGUGAGCAGGGAAAAGCCUGUAAGAGUCAGCACAGACCAGAGAGGCAGCAGGGAACCCAGCCAGGGGGAGAAAUGGGUAACUCCAUUAAUUAUCGGAGAGUUUACAAAGACCGCAAGGAAACCAGAGCCCAGAAGAGAAUCUCCCUGGGAGACAGAAACAACACAUGCGCUGUGUGUGGGAAAAGUUUCAGUAGCCACUCACACCUUACUAAACAUGAGAGAAUCCACACAGGAACCAGGCCCUAUGAAUGCUGUGAGUGUGGGAAAAGCUUCACUCUGAGCUCACACCUUACUAAACAUGAGAGAAUCCACACAGGAGCCAGGCCCUAUGAAUGCUGUGAGUGUGGGAAAAGCUUCACUCUGAGCUCACACCUUCUUAUACAUCAGCGAAUCCACACAGGAGACAGGCCCUAUGAAUGCUGUGAAUGUGGCAAAAGCUUCACUGACAGCUCAACCCUUAUUAGACAUGAGAGGGUCCACACAGGAGAGAGACCCUAUGAAUGCUGUGAGUGCGGGAAAAGCUUCACUCAGAGCUCAGCCCUUGUCACACAUCAGAGAAUCCACACGGGAAAAAGACCCUAUGAAUGCCAUAAGUGCGGGAAAAGCUUCAGUCGGAGCUCAACUCUUAUUACACAUCAGAGCAUCCACACAGGCGAGAGACCCUAUGAAUGCUGUGAGUGUGGGAAAAGCUUCAGUCAAAGCUCAUCGCUUAUUACACAUCAGAGAAUCCACACAGGAGAAAGACCCUAUGAAUGCUGUGAGUGCAGGAAAAGCUUCAGUUACCGCUCAGACCUUGUUACACAUCAGAGAAUCCACACAGGAGAGAGACCCUAUGAAUGCUGUGAGUGCAGGAAAACCUUCUCUCGGCGCUCACACCUUAUUACACACCAGAGAAUCCACACAGGAGAGCGACCCUAUGAAUGCUGUGAAUGCGGGAAAAACUUCCGCCAGCUCUCAGCCCUUAUUAGACAUCAGAGAAUUCACACAGGUGAGAGACCCUAUGAAUGCUGUGAGUGCAGGAAAAACUUCCGUCAAAGCUCAGCCCUUACUGCACAUCAGAGAAUCCAUACAGGCGAGAGACCCUAG